Aspergillus sclerotioniger CBS 115572 is the source of this 3143-nucleotide messenger RNA. RefSeq lists its product as uncharacterized. The transcript is spliced from 6 exons. Bases 209 to 3061 code for a protein of 950 amino acids. The record is from RefSeq and is a predicted model, not a curated record. Gene Ontology annotation, molecular function: hydrolase activity, acting on carbon-nitrogen (but not peptide) bonds. Lineage: Eukaryota; Fungi; Ascomycota; Eurotiomycetes; Eurotiales; Aspergillaceae.
GGACAGGACAGAAAGAUAAGGGACUGAUCCACUGUCGGCCAACAAAUGCCGCGGGCCCUAAUUAGAGGGCGUUUAGCUGAUAAGGGCCCACCUGACGUCGUUCCGGCCUACAGUCACGCAACGUUUCCAACGACUAUCUAACCCCGCGAUAGCCGCAGAUGCUCGCUUUCGACAGUACAGUCCAAUUGAGUGGCUUGUGUACUCCAAAAUGACUGCCAAAGGGGACUUUUCAAUUCCAAUGCAUCGGACUCCGUCAUCUCGACGGCCACAAGGUCGCGCAAUUAGGCGCUGGCAAUUGCCAAUUUGUGCCGGAAUCUGCGCUGCAGCAAUCUUGCUGGUCGGAGCGAGCCCCAGAGAGCUCCUACUGCCAACAGAUGCGACCACGCGGCAUGAAUUCUACGACGGAUUACAUCAAUGUUAUGACGUUGAACGCCAACAGCAAGCUCGACGUGCUGGAGAUAGCACAAGACAGAAUCCACGAUGGAAUCCGGUCGCAGGACAGACUACCCCGGUCGUUAUUCAGAACGCAACCCUGUUUGAUGGCGAGUCGACUCUCGCUGAUCCCGUGGACAUCGUCUUCGAGGCUGGUGUAAUCACAUCCAUUAGUGCCACUGGAUUAGGCGAUGAUACUCCACAAAACGCGAAUGUCAUCGACGUGCAUGGCAAGCAUGUAACACCGGGUCUGGUGGAUUUGCACUCUCACCACCUGCUGCUUCCAUUUCCUCAGCUGGCGGCGACCAGUGAUGUGAAUGAGCGGCCCCUGCUCGGACCCAUUACGCCCUUUGUGCGCGCCAUCGACGGUUUCACGCCAUCUGAUCCAGCCAUUCGAAUCAUCGCUUCUGGUGGUGUCACCUCCUCUCUUGUUCUACCGGGCUCAGCAAACAUCGUCGGCGGCGAGGCAUACCCGGUGAAAAACCUGCUUUUCCCCGGGGCAGACCGCGAACCCGUCAUUGAGGAACUACUGUUGGAACAUGGCAUCCCAGAGCCAGAUCGACAGCGGUAUCUCAAGAUGGCCUGUGGUGAAAACCCCAAAGGCGUCUACCAUCACACCCGACUCGGUCUUGCCUGGCUCUUGCGAGAAAAGCUGGCAGAGGCACGGGAACUACUCGAGCGUCAGUCGGAUUGGUGUCGUGCGGCAUUCGAGAUCGAGGGAAUCAAAUUCGGACAGGGUCAACAUAUUGCGAGUUUUCUUGAACGACAGGGGCGACGACCAGAUUCAUUCCAACUGGAAACUUUUGUGGCCCUUAUUCGGGGGGAGCUGAACGUGAACGUUCAUUGUUACACCCCGGAGGAUUUGGAGCGCAUGCUUGCCGUACUCCAUGAGUUUGGCAUCCAUCCCCAGGCUUUUCAUCAUGCACUGGAAGCCUGGCAGGUUCCCGAACUUCUCAAACGCCAAGAGCCGAAUAUCACGAUCGCUACCUUUGCGGAUAAUGCUUUGUUCAAGGCCGAGGCGUACGGAGCGAACCUACGAGCAGCCCAGGUACUCAAUGACCAUGGUGUCCGGGUAGCCUUCAAGUCGGAUCAUACCGGAGAAGGCAACUAUGCGAAAUAUCUUCUCGACCAGGCUUCUAUCGGUCACUCCUUUGGCUUGCCGGCCGAUAAAGCCCUGCAGUCAGUUACCUCGAUACCGGCCCAGUCCAUGCAGCAAGGUCACCGCAUCGGAUACGUUCGUCCGAGUUAUGAUGCAGAUAUAGUCAUUUGGGACAGUCAUCCGCUUCAGGUCGGAGCCACUCCUGUGGAGGUCUUCAUUGAUGGACGUGCCCUAUUGAAGGAUGAUGUAACAGAUCAGUUAAUUCCUUCCAGCUCCGGUGAUAUCGAUCAACAUGCACCCGAGACGCGACCAAUCGUUGAUCUCGAAGAGCGGAAUGAUGUCUGCUCACAGUCGCGCCUUGUUUUUACCGGUAUUCGGACAGCACUUAUCGAUAGCCCGAGACUUGAACAAGCACCCGAGGAUCUGGUUUUCGUGGUAGAGGACAACCGAGUCUCGUGCUUUGGUACCAAGUCGGCGUGUGUCAGAGGCGAGGACGAGGAGAGGAUAACAGAGAUAACGCUGAAGAACGGCUAUAUCACUCCCGGGCUCGUGGCCUUUGGCAACAACCUUGGAAUCCAAGCGAUCCCGCCCGAAAGCUCGACCGGUGACGGCUCAAGUGGCACAACUGGCGACCCUCUGAACGAAGCCAAGAAUGUCCACUUUGCCAAAUAUGGUGUGCAUCUUCAUGGUGAAGCGUUUGACAGAGCUCGAAUUGGAGGAGUCACGAAAGCCAUUACUCCGCCACAUGGCACUGGUCUUAUUCGGGGUGUCAGUACAGGAUUACGAACCGGGCCGCAUGCGACUAUAUUGGAUGGUGGGAUCUGGAAGGACGACGUGGCUCUUCAUCUAUCAAUUGGACAAGGAGCCAAAGACGGAGACACUCCGACGAUUGGUUCAGGAAUCGAUUACCUGCGUCGGAUACUGCAACAGGGCAGCAAGAACGGAGCUGAGCAGCGCAGCGUGUACACACAGGCAGCGAAUGGCUCCCUUCCGUUGGUGAUCGAGGUAUAUAACGAGGACGAUAUCGCUCAGUUGAUUCUGGUGAAACGAGAGUUCCCUGCCGUCAAUUUAAUUGUCUAUGGAGGUCAUGGCGCUGCUUUAGUUGCCAAACCUCUAGCAGAAGCCGGCAUUCCAGUCAUCUUGACCGGUAACCGAGGAGCGCCAGAUAAGUGGGAGAAGAAGGACGCUCUUCCCGGACCACCACUCAGCGACAGCCCAGCGAAAGUGUUGAUUGAAGCCGGUGUUCAGCUGGGAUUGGCCGUUCGAGGCGAUUCCAAAAUCCAUGGGUUGGCGCGGGAGGCGCGCUGGGCCGCCAAGCAAGCCGGGCUCAGUGAGAAGCAAGCCAUCGCGCUUGUAUCGUCCAACAUUGAGCAGAUUCUGGGACUUGGUCGCACUGUCGAUAAUGACGAUGCGUACAAGGGGGAUUUUGUCUUGUGGGAAGGUAACCCGUUGCGUGGAGAAGGCUCAGUUGUGGUGGCUGUGCGUGAGGAUGGCGUAAUUGCAGAUUGCUGGCCGGAUUCUGGGAUGUAAUUGUUCCUCUGAGGCACCCAGGCAUACAGGCUGCCUUGGGAAUUAGGCUAUCAACGCCCAGGCAGUCAACCCCACUCUUUCA